This is a messenger RNA of Diversispora eburnea, 2073 nucleotides long. The record is from the annotation of a GenBank genome assembly. Lineage: Eukaryota; Fungi; Glomeromycota; Glomeromycetes; Diversisporales; Diversisporaceae.
AUGACAGAAUUCUCUCGGUCUGAGCAGCAUUAUUCGAAGGUCCCACACUCAAAUUAUAAUACUCAAGUAUAUCAAAAUUUGGAAAAUAGCAAUAUGCCAGUUCAAGAAAUAUCAAACUAUAACGCAACCGCUGCGUCAACCUCAACAUCGCAAACUCGUUGGACAGGAACAAAUGGUACCACAUCUUUUCCUUCAGGUGGAACAUAUCAAGCAAAUGGAAUAAAUGGAAUUUCCACAGGUUACAAUACUUUAAUAUCAGAACAACAACCUUCAAUGAAUCAUAUUGAGAGCACACCGCGAAACGUCCCGAACGGAAUUACAGUGAAUACCACUAAUCUUCCGUUAGGAAAUUCAAAUAUAAUUAAUACAGAAGCCGGAAAAAUCAUUUGCGUGGCAGAUGUGAGAGGUAAUAUUUCUCAAUUAAAUCAACUUGCCGAAGAAACUGGUGCCACUGCUGUUAUUCAUUCUGGUGAUUUUGGAUUCUAUGAAAAUACCAGUUUAGAUCGAAUCAGUGAUAGUACCAUUAUACCGGCAGAGUUAAGAAAACAUCUUCUUAGCAAAAGUACAUCUCCCACAGAAUUACGACGUACUAUUUUUAAUUCAUCCACGCCCCUUCUUUCCGAUUUUCCUCUCUUCAUAGAAGGAAAGAAACGUCUUAAGGUUCCAGUGUAUACCGUUUGGGGAGCAUGUGAGGAUGUCACAGUAUUAGAAAAAUUUAGAAUGGGUACAUACAAAGUGCCAAAUUUGUAUAUUUUGGAUGAGGCGAAUUCUUAUUUAAUUGAUAUUGGGGGAGUAAGUUUGAGAUUAUUUGGUUUAGGUGGAGCAGUAGUUCAACAUAAAUUAUUUGAUAAUGGCGAAGGUUUAGCUACAAUUGCUGGAGGUCUUGGAACUAUGUGGACAACGGUUUUGCAAAUAGGUGAAUUGGUGGAACAUGCUCAAAAAGUUGAUUUUACUAUUUCAGCGGGGCUUCAUUUCCGUUAUGGUAUAUCAUAUAAUGAAUUUUCCGUUCAAGAUCAAGAAUCUUUCCGUAUUAAAUUAGAGAAUUCCCGGAAAAGUUUUUAUGAAAUGUGGGAAUCCGUUAGAAGUCAAGUUGAAGGUUCAAUUGAUGAUAAACAGAGGACGUUACUUAAUUAUGCGUUUACUGUCAUUGAUCGUGUCCCUACAGCUGGACGGGAAGAACCCACCUUCAAAAAUAUGUGGAAUUUUAAUUUACCUGAUUGUGCUUUUGGUUGGGUAUUAUUAGAUGUAAAGGACGGAAGAGUUUCAGCAGAGACAAAAGCACAAGGUUUUAACUUUGCCUAUCGAAGAGCGGGUUCAUCUGUCGGCGGGACACAAACACCAACAGCAACAAAUGGUAUUAUGCCUACUAGUCCAUCUUCAGAUAGACAAACUCGACGCCAAACAACCCAAUGGAUUCAGUCUCCUGCUCUUCACCCACAAAUAACGCAUAAUAAUGGAGGGACAUCACCUAUUAUGACUACACAAAUAACAUCAUCACCCAUAACAUCACCUGAAAUUAAUAAUAACUGGAAACAACCAAUGAAUUCUUGGAAUCAUGAUGCAGGUCAAAAUAUGGAACGAAUUCCAUCAAAAGCAAACGGAAGUGAAGCUAGUAGUAACAAUGACACUGUAACUACUACCAGUAGCAAUACUAUUUGUAAUGAAACUACAGAACAAAAUGGUUCCGAUAAUAUUAAUGAUAGCCCUGAUAGUAUAGAAACCGAAAGUUGGGCCGACCAAACGCAAAAUGAAGAAACUGUUUGGAAAGAAAAACCGGAACUAAAUGAAGAAAUAAAAGAUUUAUUCGUUUCAGCCGAGUGUGAGGUUGAAAAUGUCAGGAUGAUGUUUGAUCGAGCGUCAGGUGAUCAACGUAAUUUUUGCUAUGUGGAAUUACAAGAUGCAACUUCACUUGAAAAAGCAGUCCAAUUAAAUGGCCAGCAAUUAGAGGAAAAUCAGACCCCACUUAAGAUUCACAAACAGGAAGAUCGGUAUUACGAAAAUCGAUCGAAUCGGGGACGCGGGCGUGGUGGACGUGGACGUAAUAAUACGCCGCAGAAUGGAGGCCCUCAAUAA